UCCAAUUGUAAAUUGAAUUAGAUGACCUUCUAAAUCCUUCCCAAUGCAAAGAUUCUGUUUAAUUUGUAUAUCAUCAGUCUAUUGGAAUCAUCUAAUGGUUAAAAAUGCAUUCUAUGCCAAUAACUGGAAACAAAAAGAGAAAUAUUACACAUCUAGUAUUAAAACAUAGUGGCUGACCCCUACCAUAUUAUCUCUGCUUGUCAUACACACACACAAAUCAGGUGCCUGACUCAGCUGCUUGGCUUAUCCAACUAUUUGCAGGAUGAUGGGUUGCUAUGAUCACCACGUGGACAUCAAUUGUUUCUUUGUUGUUUACUCCAGUGAUUGCUCCAAGAUACACAGUGGAACUGGCCUGUGGUUUUGGAGUCACAGUCCUGCUAGUGGUGAUUCUCAUUGUUGUUUACCAUGUUUACUGGCUGGAGAUGGUCCUAUUUUACCGAGCUCAUUUUGGAACAGAUGAAACCAUUUUAGAUGGGAAGGAAUAUGAUAUUUAUGUAUCCUAUGCAAGGAAUGCUGAAGAAGAAGAAUUUGUAUUGCUGACCCUCCGUGGAGUUUUGGAGAAUGAAUUUGGAUAUAAGCUGUGCAUCUUUGACAGAGACAGUCUGCCUGGGGGAAAUACGGUGGAAGCAGUCUUUGACUUCAUUCAGAGGAGCCGAAGGAUGAUUGUUGUCCUGAGCCCAGACUAUGUCACAGAAAAGAGCAUCAGCAUGCUGGAAUUUAAACUGGGUGUCAUGUGCCAGAACUCCAUUGCCACCAAGCUCAUUGUGGUUGAGUAUCGUCCCCUUGAGCAUCCACACCCAGGCAUCCUACAGCUGAAGGAGUCUGUGUCUUUUGUGAGCUGGAAAGGAGAAAAAUCCAAACAUUCUGGCUCUAAAUUCUGGAAGGCAUUGCGGUUAGCUCUUCCCCUGAGAAGUCUGAGUUCCAGCUCUGGCUGGAAUGAGAGCUGUUCUUCUCAGUCUGACAUCAGUCUGGACCAUGUUCAAAGGCGGAGAAGUCGUUUGAAAGAGCCCCCAGAACUCCAGAGCUCAGGGAGGGCUGCAGGUGCUGCUCCUGCUUCAGGCACAAUGUCUAAACACAGAGGAAAACCUUCUGCAGCCUGUCGCUGCUGUGUCACCUACUGUGAAGGAGAGAGUCAACUUAGGAGCAAGAGCCGGGCAGAGAUCCACACACAGCCACAAUGGGAGACACACCUCUGUAAGCCUGCUCCCCAAGAGUCAGAAACUCAAUGGAUACAAAAUGGAGACAAAAGACCUGAAGAACCUGCGUCCAGAAUUAUUGCCUCUAAUGGCCUCAGAAGAGCACACUCUUCUUGGCCCCUAGAAGGCUCUGAUUUUCUCCAGCCAAGGAGGACUACGAAUCAUCCCUUUAACAAGGUUUUUACAGGCAAUAGAUGAAAAUGUAGGGCAUGUGUAGCCCUUGGAAUUGCUUCAGCACAAGGAGACAGUUGGAUAAAGAGUGCUUAAUAGAGUGCAUUUUUAAUAUAUGGAACAUCAAACACUGAAUUCUGGAACCUGGUAGAAUUAUAAUCAUCAUAUGUGUUACUCAGAAUCAGAUAAGCUAUCUUAUACUAACAAAGAACCCCAAUAUUUCAGUAGCUACAUAUAACAAAACAUUUGUUUUUAUGCUACAUGUCCAGCAUAUGGGGAUUACUUUUCUGUAGCUUUGCCAUCUGAAAUGUGUGGCUUCCUGCUAUUCUUUGCUUCAGCCUAAAUAUUACACUUAUUAGUCUCACUUGCAAUUAAUUCAUUGCCCAAAACCAUCUAUGAGUACUAAUCUAGUCGUAGAGAAAGCUGGAAAAUGCAGCUUUCCUAUGCUGCUAGGAAGAGAAAAUUGAACUAGAACUUGGAAUACACAGUAUUGUCUUUUUCUAAGAAUAAUAUAUUAAGAUUGCCUGAAGUGGCAAGAGACAUUCAAACAGAGAUAUGUCACAUAUUCUAUAUAAUAAAUAGGUAAUAUGCAAAUUGACCAUCACUCCAACACACAAGAUGGC
Molecule: messenger RNA, 1990 nt
Organism: Myotis brandtii (Brandt's bat)
Lineage: Eukaryota; Metazoa; Chordata; Mammalia; Chiroptera; Vespertilionidae
Product: interleukin-1 receptor accessory protein
Exons: 5
Coding region: 276-1394 (372 amino acids)
Biological process (GO): signal transduction
Molecular function (GO): interleukin-1 receptor activity; interleukin-1 receptor binding
Source: RefSeq, a predicted model, not a curated record